This is a messenger RNA of Alligator sinensis (Chinese alligator), 4041 nucleotides long. RefSeq names its product protein tyrosine kinase 2 beta (gene PTK2B). Bases 280 to 3333 code for a protein of 1017 amino acids. Lineage: Eukaryota; Metazoa; Chordata; Crocodylia; Alligatoridae. The transcript is spliced from 31 exons. Gene Ontology annotation, biological process: protein phosphorylation; signal complex assembly. The record is from RefSeq and is a predicted model, not a curated record. Gene Ontology annotation, molecular function: protein tyrosine kinase activity; ATP binding. Gene Ontology annotation, cellular component: focal adhesion; cytoskeleton.
ACCAACUACAGAAGCGCUCCAACUCUUCCUUUGCCAGGACGCCCCCGGGCUGCCUCCCGACACGUUCUUUCCCCCCAAAGACGUGCCUAGAAGCGACACCGCUCCUCUCCUCGCUCUCCAUCCUCGUGGGGACCAGAGGCGCACAUCUGGCUGGAGGCAUCUCAGCAUCUUUCCUCCCCGCACCCCAGUCUGCACCCCUGCAUCCCCAACACCCCUCGGUCCACGCAUCCCUUCGAAAGACAGUGAUGCUCUGCUCUUAGCCCCUCGGGCCUCAUCAGGAUGUCGGGAAACCCAGAGGCCCUGAGCCGGCUCCGGGGGACCUCUCUCCGCAGCCUGGGUGGGACCCUGGACUCCAGCCUGGUGAUGGUGCCCAUGGACCUGGAAAAGGAGGAGGUGCGCAUCCUCAAGGUGUGCUUCUACAGCAACAGCUUCAACAUGGGCAAGAACUUCAAGCUGGUGAAGUGCACCGUGCUCACCGAGAUCCGGGAGGUCAUCAACUCCAUCCUUCUGAGCGGCCGCAUCGGGCCCGACAUCGAGCUGGCCGAGUGCUACGGGCUGCGUCUCAAGCACGUCAAGUCGGACGAGAUCCACUGGCUGCACCCGGCGCUGACAGUGGGGGAAGUGCAGGAGAAGUACGAGUGCCUGCAUCUCGAGGCCGAGUGGAGGUAUGACCUUCAGAUCCGCUACCUGCCUGAGGAUUACAUGGAGCGCUUCAUGGAGGACAGGACCACUUUGCUGUAUUUCUACCAGCAGCUCCGGAGCGACUACAUGCAGAACUACGCCAGCAAAGUGAGCGAGGGCAUGGCCCUGCAGCUGGGCUGCCUUGAGCUCAGGAGGUUCUACAAGGACAUGCCUCACAACGCGCUGGAUAAGAAGUCCAAUUUUGAAUUCCUGGAGAAGGAGGUUGGGCUGGACCUGUUCUUCCCAAAGCAGAUGCAGGAGAAUCUGAAGCCCAAGCAGUUUCGGAAGAUGAUCCAGCAGACCUUCCAGCAGUACGCCUUGCUGCGCGAGGAGGAGUGCAUCCUCAAGUUCCUCAACACGCUCGCCGCCUUCACCCACAUCGACCAGGAGACCUACCGCUGCGAGCUGGUCCAAGGGUGGAACAUCACCGUGGACCUGGUCAUUGGGCCCAAGGGUAUUCGGCAGAUGACGAGCAAGGAAGCAAAGCCCACCUGCCUCGCUGAAUUCAAGCAGAUCAAGUCCAUCAAGUGCUCCAGCAUGGAGGAGGGCACAGCCGUGCUGCAGCUGGGGCUCUCUGGGACCCCCCAGUCCCUGACCAUUAAAACCUCCUCCCUGGCCGAGGCGGAGAACAUGGCUGACCUCAUCGACGGCUACUGUCGCCUGCAGGGAGACCCGGAAACCUCCCUCAUCCUCCGUCCCAAGAAAGAGACCGAGAAGAGGAUCAGCCUGCCCCAGAUCCCCAUGCAGGACGUCGAGGACAGACGGUCCACCCUGACUGAGAGCAUGAGCAUCGACUCGGACAUCUAUGCUGAGAUCCCCGAAGAAGGUUUGAGACCCAGGUCUGGAGUCCAGCAGUAUGGGAUCUCCCGGGAGGACGUCACUCUGGGCAGGAUCCUAGGUGAGGGCUUCUUCGGGGAGGUGUAUGAAGGCAUCUAUACCAACCCGAAGGGGGAGCGGAUCAACGUGGCUGUGAAGACCUGCAAGAACGACUGCAGCCCUGAGAACAAGGAGAAGUUCAUGAGCGAAGCGGUGCUGAUGAAGAAGCUGGACCACCCCCAUAUCGUGAGGCUCAUCGGCAUCACGGAGGAGGAGCGCAUCUGGAUCAUCAUGGAGCUGUACCCCUAUGGGGAGCUGGGGCAGUACCUGGAGCACAACAAGAACUCGCUGAAGGUGCUGACGCUCAUCCUAUAUGCGCUGCAGAUUGGCAAGGCCCUGGCUUACCUGGAGGCUAUCAACUGUGUGCACAGGGACAUCGCCGUGAGGAACGUCCUGGUGGCUUCGUCCGAGUGCGUGAAGCUGGGGGACUUUGGCCUCUCCCGGUACAUUGAGGACGACGAGUAUUACAAAGCUUCCGUGACCCGGCUCCCCAUCAAGUGGAUGUCUCCUGAGUCCAUCAACUUCCGCCGCUUCACCUCCGCCAGCGAUGUGUGGAUGUUCGCCGUGUGCAUGUGGGAGAUCCUGAGCUUCGGGAAGCAGCCCUUCUUCUGGCUGGAGAACAAGGAUGUGAUCAGCGUGCUGGAGAAAGGCGACCGCCUGCCCAAGCCUGACAACUGCCCGCCCAUCCUCUACACCCUCAUGACGCGCUGCUGGGACUACGACCCCAACGAGAGGCCCAAGUUUAAGGAGCUUGUCUGCAACUUGAGUGACAUUUACCUGAUGGAGAAGGACAUCGCCAAGGAGCAGGAGAGGAACAAUCGCCACCGGCCUCCCAAAAUCAUGGAGCCCUCCUCCUUCCAGGAUCCACCUCCUAAGCCCAGCCGGCCGAAAUACAAGCCGCCUCCACAGACCAACCUGUUGGCUCCCAAGCUGCAGUUCCAGGUGCCCGAGGGCCUGUGUGCCAGCUCGCCGACGCUCACGAGCCCCAUCGAGUACCCAUCGCCUGCCAACUCCCUGCAUACCCCGCCGCUCAACCGCCAUAAUGUCUUCAAGCGCCACAGCAUGAGGGAGGAGGACUUCCUCCGGCCCAGCAGCAAAGAGGAGGCCCAGAAGCUGUGGGAGAUGGAGCGGGUGAAGAUGAGGCAGCUGCUGGACAAACAGCAGAGGCAAAUGACGGAGGAUUAUCAGUGGCUGCAGCAGGAGGAGAAAUCCCUGGACCCCAUGGUGUUUAUGAACAACAACGCUCCUCCUCUACUCCCGGAGAAGGAGACCGACUACAAUGGUGUAGCUGAGUUCACGGGCCCACCGCAGAAACCUCCCAGGUUCGGUGCACAGCCGUUCCAGUCAGCCCCCACGGCCAACUUGGACCGGACGGACGAUGCCGUCUACAGCAACGUGACAGACCUGGUGAAGGCCGUGCUGCAGCUGAAGAACGAGAUCUGCCAGCUGCCUCCCGAGGGGUACAUCAUCGUCGUGAAGAACGUGGGUCUCUCCCUGCGGAAGCUGAUCGGCAGCGUGGACGAGAUCCUGCCCGUCCUGCCCGCGGCGUCCCGCACCGAGAUCGAGGGUACCCAGAAGCUCCUGAACAAGGACCUGGCCGAGCUGAUCAAUAAGAUGCGCCUGGCUCAGCAAAACGCGGUCACCUCGCUGAACGAGGAGUGCAAGCGCCAGAUGCUCACGGCCUCCCACACGCUGGCCGUGGACGCCAAGAACCUCCUGGACGCCGUGGACCAAGCCAAGGUCCAAGCCAGCCUGGUGAAGCUCUCGCUGGAGUGAGAGGCAGGGCAAGGAGGAGCGAGCGAUGCAGCUGGCGGGGCACGGGAGAGGAGCCUGCCCCGGAGGACGUGGCUUUCUGUAUCUUCUCUGGCCUCGACGUGCUGCCCCUUCCCCGCAGUCUCUCUCAUGUCUUUGAUAUCGUCGUGUCGGUUGUCCGAAUCCAGGCAGGGGGCUCCCGGGGCCAACGCUGGCGGGGAGGGGGGGAUUGGCCGUCUUCCUGGGUCCGGCAGCCUGGGCGGCUGGGGACAAGCCUGCUUCCACGGGCCACGGGGUGGGGUGGCGCUAGGCCACGGCCAGCACUGGCUAGUCCGCCCGGGCAGGGAGCUGGUCGAGCCGUUCUCCUUCCCCAGAGGUGGUCGCAUCAGUUCAGGGGACCCCCGCGGGGUGAGGAUGCCCGUGCUGCGGUGGGCUGAGAGCUGCACGUUCCCCGCAUGCCUCUCUGGACGCGGUCCACCAGCCCCCGUGAGCUCGGGGGGGGCGCAGGAUCUUCCUUUCCUUGUACAUUGUACAGAAGAGUUUAUUUAAUGACCCCCGGGUGGUCCGCGGGCCUCUCUGGGACCCGCGCUUCUCGUGCGCGAGCCGCCCAGCACCAAACAGCGCCCGGCCCUUUCGAUCUGGUUUGUCGUCCGAUUCAUCCGUGUCCGGUCCUGGGCUUUUCCCGUGAGUUCCCACGAAGCUGUUUGUUCUGGCCGAGAUAAACCAUGUACA